CUGCCGCGCCGGUGCAGACCGAAACACGUAUAGGAAGCUAGCUAGUAUAGGUCUAGUACACGUACGUUGAGGUGAAAGACUAGAGAUUGCCAGCUUGCCUAGGUUGUUUAGAUAUUCACAUUUUGAACAAACUAAAUGAGGUGAAACAUAUUACUCCACGAAUUGUACGAUUCUAGAAAUAGUGGAAGAUGGCAGAAGGAGGGUAUGACCCGUGCGAGUGUAUAUGGUCGCAUGAAAAUGCGAUGAGGAGAUUGAUAAACAUGCUCAGGGAGCAGAAUACAUGCAGUGACUCACAGUGUGACUUGGAAUUUCCUGGUCCUCAACCUAAUUCCAGUGGUGACUACACCAUGUUCCUCUUCAUGAUGGGUUGGCUAGUUCUUGCCUUAGCUCUCUUUCUUUUGAGGCCUGGACGUAACAGGACAGAAGGAGACCAGAAACCAAGGCCAAUCAAUCAAAAUCCUGGGCCUGCCCCUCCACCACUGGACUAGGACCCGUCAAGACUUCGAGCAUCCAGAACAAAGUCGCCAGGAACUGGACUAAGUACUCUUUUUCUGCGUUAGCCUGUGACAGUUUGGUCAACACUUGCUGAAUUUUCUCAAAAUGCCGAAUGCCACUGACUCCUACUUAAGCUUCUCUGUCAUUUUCAUCUUGUAAAGUGUCUUAACCUAAUAUAAGGGGCUUUAGGAUGGAAACACUGACUCAUAGCUCAUGCAUUUGUCUUUGCAUUGAUAUCGAUGUAGAUGCAUAUUGUAGCAUCAUAAAGUACCGAAGCUGUGACGUCAUAAAAAUCUAUUUUUAGAAUUUCUCCUUUUUAUUCUUCAUUUUCCGAAAGAGCAUCAAAAAUAAUGUC
This is a messenger RNA of Strongylocentrotus purpuratus (purple sea urchin), 850 nucleotides long. RefSeq names its product small integral membrane protein 14 (gene smim14). Gene Ontology annotation, cellular component: endoplasmic reticulum. Lineage: Eukaryota; Metazoa; Echinodermata; Echinoidea; Camarodonta; Strongylocentrotidae. The record is from RefSeq and is a predicted model, not a curated record. The transcript has 5 exons. Bases 189 to 488 code for a protein of 99 amino acids.